AUGAGUGAACAUUUCCCGUUACCAACAGACAUUCCGUUGAUAAUCACUUCCGCGACAUCGACCCCAGAGACACAACGGGAAACAAAGCGCAAAAAGCUGAGCAAGUCCUCUACGAAAAGUAGUAGAUCGGAUAGCAGAAAAACCAGCGACACCAAGUCUCCUCAAGAAGAUGAAAGGCGAAAGAGCAGAACGAUCGGAGGUAGUCUCAAAAUCGAUGUCGGGAGGAACAGAUCAGUCAGUAACUUGAUGAAUUUCCCCAUCAAAUGGUCUAGUGUCAGAGUGAAAGGUACCGGAUUUGAAGAGUCUACGAAGACAUCGGUAAAGUUGGAGAGGUGCAACGGAAUUCCGAACAUGAAUUUAGAAUACACUAAUUUGAAGAGUCCGACGUCGGGACAUAAGAAGAACAACAUUGGGAACGUAAGUGCAAAAGUGCUCAGCCUGGGCGCAGACGUACUUCCCGAAUACAAGUUGCAGACGCCGCGGAUCCACAACUACACCAUCCUGCACUACUCGCCGUUCAAAGCCGUCUGGGACUGGAUCAUCCUGAUCCUAGUCAUCUACACGGCCAUCUUUACACCGUACGUCGCCGCCUUCCUACUCUCCGAGCCCGAUUUCAACACCAGGAAAAACAAGAAGUACAGCGAAGAUCCCAUUGUCAUCAUUGAUCUUAUAGUGGACGUUACCUUCAUAGUAGACAUCCUAAUCAACUUUCGAACUACGUACGUAGCUGGCAACGAUGAAAUAGUCUCCGAUCCAGUUCGGAUAGCCUACCAUUACCUCAAGGGCUGGUUCCUGAUAGAUCUCGUGGCGGCCGUCCCUUUCGACCUUUUGUUUUUCGGCACCGACACUGACGAGACGACGACGUUGAUUGGCCUGUUGAAGACUGCGCGUCUGCUACGAUUGGUCCGAGUAGCGAGGAAGAUCGACAGGUAUUCCGAAUAUGGAGCAGCUGUUCUGUUGCUGUUGAUGGCCACGUUUGCGCUUAUCGCACACUGGAUGGCUUGUAUAUGGUACGCAAUCGGCAACGCUGAACGACCUCUCCUGCACGGGCCAAUCGGGUGGUUGGACACGUUGGCUCAAGACACCCACCAACCGUACGGCCCCAACAAUACCGGAGGGCCAAGCAUACGAAGCCGUUACGUCACUGCGCUCUAUUUCACUUUCACGUCUCUGACCAGCGUGGGGUUUGGCAACGUUGCACCGAACACGGACGCUGAGAAGAUCUUCACGAUAUGCGUCAUGCUGGCUGGAUCACUGAUGUAUGCCAGUAUAUUCGGUAACGUAUCGGCGAUCAUCCAGCGACUGUACUCCGGUACCGCCCGGUACCAUACGCAAAUGCUGCGUGUCCGGGAGUUCAUCCGCUUCCACCAGAUCCCGAAUCCGCUGCGGCAAAGGUUGGAAGAGUACUUCCAACACGCAUGGACCUACACGAACGGCAUCGAUAUGAACUCGGUGUUGAAGGGCUUCCCAGAGUGCCUGCAGGCCGAUAUUUGUCUGCAUCUGAACAGGAACUUGCUGCAGAACUGCAGCGUGUUCGACGGCGCCAGCCCAGGGUGUCUCAGGGCUCUAUCAUUAAAGUUCAAAACGACCCACGCUCCCCCUGGCGACACCCUGGUGCAUCGAGGCGACGUGCUCACGUCUUUAUAUUUCAUAUCAAGAGGGUCGAUUGAGAUUUUAAGGGACGAUAAUGUUAUGGCAAUUUUAGGUAAAUACGAUAUUUUUGGAGAGAAUCCAUGUUUACAUCCCACAUUGGGAAAAUCGUCGUGUAACGUUAGAGCGCUGACCUACUGUGAUCUACAUAAAAUUCAUAGGGAUGAUUUAUUAGACGUAUUAGAGAUGUAUCCAGAAUUUUACAACCACUUUUUGAACAAUUUAGAGAUUACGUUUAAUUUAAGAGACGAUGAGCAAACCGGUGUGAUACCAAGGCGGUCAUUUUUUCCCAAGGACAAAGACAGCAGAUACUUCAGGGGUGUGCCUUCAACUAGAUCUAAUGGAAUCUCAAGUAGAGGGAACUCUGUGAACGGACGGCAGGAGUCACAAUAUAGCGAUGAAUCUGAAUCCGGCCAUGGAAUUCUAGAAUUUAACACCGACAAAGCUGGGCAAGACGUGACGCCACUGAAUUUGGACUUUGGUGAAGAGAAACGGCGAUCUUCGACUCUUAAUUCCAUCACAGGCAUGCUAUCUCAGCUCAAACGAAGUAUCCCAGACCUAAGGUUACACAAAACCACACAACACCAGCCGUUAGUAGCUCAAUCGACGCCGCCUAGCAGCCACCGCCAGACCACGCCUGUCGCCAUAUCGGCCACAUCCAGUGGACGUGGCGUGAUCAGGCGUCAAUCGUCGUUCGGCGCCUACCACCAUCCCCCACCAGAGCCUCCGCCCCACCCUCAGUCGUCCGGAACGGUAUCUCAGGCGGUGGUGGCACAUCACGUCGCCUCAGCAGCUGUAUCAAGUAGCACCAGUUAUUAUACGAAUAGUCCUAGUCCGCCCCAUGUCGCUGAUAUCUAUGGGCAGCAUCGAGGAGCGGUUACCCAAGAUGACCUUUUGGUCCCGUUGGAUGCGACGACGGCCACCACAACAACCACAACUCCGACAACCACCGUCCAGCAACAGCAUGCAUCAUCCGUCACGCCCACAGGAGGGGGCGGUGACGAUUUCACGAUGGGCGGAGCCACGCACAGCACGCGCGCACACCUCGAGCAGAUCUCCAGCAGACUGGAUCAGCUCACGCGGAGAGUACAUUCGUUGGAAACCACCCUGGCGACUGACGUUAGAACCAUUUUGUUGUUGCUACAACAUCAGCAGGGGGAGGGAGGAGCAACAGGGUGUGGGAGUGGGGCGGGAGGGGGAGCAGGAGCGGUGGGAACGGAGAUGCCUGAAUAUGAAAACUUAGCACUAGAUCCAAGUAGUAGAAGUAGACAUAUAUUUCAAAGAUCAGUUAGUGAGCCAAAGCCAAUAUCUAAUAAGAAUCAUUCCCAAGUUUUACAUAGGUUCGCAUCGUUUAAUAAAGCCUUUGAUUUCGACAAGUAUCAGGAGCCUUCUUGGGCCGAAUGCCUGAUUAGCAAGGAAGGCAAAGAACACGGAGAGGAGAAAAGUGCGCCCAUUGCUAAGUUAGAAUCGCUAGACGAGUUAGAUUUGGAAUCUCCACUAGGCAGUCCUAAAAAAAGCAAAAAAUAGCAGCAAACACAAUAAAUUGAUGUAUCAAUUAUUUCUAUUGUGUAUAUUAGUUUGAAUCGAAGGUCAUAUAUGAGAGAUUAAACAAUGACGGCCUCUGAUGUCGAGGGGCAGCUUUUAUAGACUGUUGAACUAUAUUGUUAUAAAAUGGAUGAACAGUGAGAUGUAAAUUUUCAUUUUUCAUGUAAUCUUAAGAAUUUAAAUGAAUUUAUAGGCAAGAAACAAACUUUGUUUAUUAACCCAUUAUUAUGAAUUUCGAUGCAAGCCUUUCUGGAUUUGGGCGCAUAUUCUGAAGUAGUUCGCAGUAGUUUAGGGGUUGAUAGUUUUGGGAAUGCAUAUAAGAUUGUUAUACAGGGUGAUCAAAAAAACAGUGACACUAUUUUAAGGCUGAAUAUAUUCCCAAAAGUAAUACAAUAAAUCCCUAUUGAAUGCAUGGGCUCUAAUAUGUCCCCAAUUAAAAUGCAGGGUGUUUAAGACAUAUUGGGUAUAAGUAAUAUUUAUUGAAGUACGCGUUAAUCUUAAGCCGAACACUUGGAGUGCUCGGCUCACAAAUGCUCCACAUUUCUGUAGAAAUAUUAGACAUAGAAGUAGCUAGUGCUGCGUUCGCAUUGAUGGGCUAUUGCAACCUUAUAAAAAAUAAAAAAACCGGCCGGUGGUAGCAGGCAGAUUUAUAGUCUAGUCAUAUUAGCAAAUUUCCCCGAAAUAAUUGUAAGGUCUGGUUUUAUUGAUGCAAGUUGUUCAACGGGGGUAUUUAAAACAUGGACGCAUAAAAUGAGUGCAAUAAAUUUUGCUGGAAAACUUUUUAUUCGACAACAAAGAAUGAGAAAACGUAUUUUUUGGGAUUCAAUCGAAAGUGGUGUCAGGAACCAAAAAAAUCUUCUGAGAAGAUAUUCAGGUAUUUAUGAGACCUACAGAAUGAGACCACCCGUGAAAAGAUCCGACUAAUAGUAAAAAGUUGUGGCCAAAAACCGAGGCAAAAUGUAGGUUACGGCUCUUGUUGCUAAUUCGACGAUAAUUUCAC
Messenger RNA from Acanthoscelides obtectus, 4195 nucleotides. The record is from the annotation of a GenBank genome assembly. NCBI's taxonomy places the organism in Eukaryota, Metazoa, Arthropoda, Insecta, Coleoptera, Chrysomelidae.